This is a messenger RNA of Closterium sp. NIES-65, 447 nucleotides long. The record is from the annotation of a GenBank genome assembly. NCBI's taxonomy places the organism in Eukaryota, Viridiplantae, Streptophyta, Zygnematophyceae, Desmidiales, Closteriaceae.
AUGCAGGGCAACGGGCGAAGGCCCGACGAGAAGCUGCAAGGCGACGAGCGGCAGCCCGACGAGAAGCUGCAGGGCGACGGGCGGCGGCCCGACGAGAAGAAGUGGAGCGAAGAUGAUUUUCAGAAGCUAAUGAAUAGUGAACCUCUCCCCUCUCUGCACCCCUCCUCCCCUCUCCAUCCCUCCCUCCCUUUUUUGCUGCACCCCUCCUCCCCACUCCAUUCCCCCCCCCCCUCCCCCCCACCUCCUGUCUACACAUCUCUCCUCCCGACUCCAAUCCCCCCUCCCCACUACGCAUUCUUCAUCUCCUUUCCACUUCCUGCCUUCCCCGUACACCCUCCCCUAUCCGCCAGCCCCCUCACAAUCCCAUGCCCCUCCCUCGUCCACAUGUCCCCCCUUCCCCGUCCACGUCCCUCCCCCCUCCCCCCUCGCAUUCGUGCAGUGUUCUGA